Molecule: messenger RNA, 1252 nt
Organism: Tarenaya hassleriana
Lineage: Eukaryota; Viridiplantae; Streptophyta; Magnoliopsida; Brassicales; Cleomaceae
Product: zinc transporter 3-like
Exons: 4
Coding region: 59-1138 (359 amino acids)
Biological process (GO): zinc ion transmembrane transport
Cellular component (GO): plasma membrane
Molecular function (GO): zinc ion transmembrane transporter activity
Source: RefSeq, a predicted model, not a curated record
UAUCGGCUCCUUUUUUUUCCCUCCAUAACAUAAACCCUAAGUCUAAACCACAAGAACCAUGCAAAAGAUCAAGAUACUCUUCUUCGUUCUCUCCCUCUCUCUCAUCUUCAUCGCCGUCGCCGGCCAUGGAGGCGGCGAAGAUCGGUGCGAAUGCUCUCACGACCGCGACGGAGAGAACAAAUCCGGUGCCCGGAAGUACAAGAUCGCCGCCAUACCCUCCGUCCUCGUCGCCGGAAUCAUCGGAGUUCUUUUCCCUCUGCUCGGAAACGUCUUCCCGUCCCUGCGUCCGGAGACACCAUUCUUCUUCGUCACAAGAGCCUUCGCCGCCGGAGUCAUUCUCUCCACAGGAUUCCUCCACGUCCUGCCGGAGGCCUUCGAGAUGCUGACGUCACCUUGCCUGAGCGAGCAUCCGUGGGAGUUUCCGUUCACCGGAUUCAUCGCCAUGAUGGCCGCAAUCUUUACCCUCUCCGUCGACGCCUUCGCCACGUCGUAUAUUCAGAAAUCCCAUUUCAAGAAUCAGAGGAUCAGUAGCGAAGGAGAAGGCAAGGAAGGCGGGGGAGAGCUCGGGCUUCACGUCCACGCUCGCGCCCAUUCCCAGGACGGCCACACGGCGGCGGAAUCCGGCGUCGGGUCUGCCGUCGAGUCAAAGACCCAGCUCCUCCGGAGUCGAGUCAUUGCACAGGUGCUGGAGCUGGGAAUAAUUGUACACUCAGUAGUGAUAGGAAUAUCACUGGGAGCAUCUCAGGACCCCGACACGGCCAAGACUUUGUUCGCUGCCUUAAUGUUUCAUCAAUGCUUUGAAGGUCUUGGCCUCGGCGGUUGCAUCACUCAGGGGAAAUUCAAAUGGAUGGCUGCUAUGACAAUGGCGAUGAUUUUCUCGGUGACGACGCCAAUAGGGAUAGCCGUCGGGAUGGGGAUCUCGAGUUCGUACGAUGAAUCGAGUCCAACGGCUCUGAUCGUCCAAGGUGUCCUGAACGCCGCGUCCUCGGGCAUUCUCAUCUACAUGUCUCUGGUGGACCUUCUCGCAGCAGAUUUCAUGCACCCGAAGGUGCAAUCCAAUUCUGGGCUUCAAAUCAUGGCCCAUAUCUCCCUCCUCCUCGGUGCCGGCAUUAUGUCUCUCCUGGCUAAAUGGGCCUAAAAAGCCCAUUUAACCCUUGAAGAUUCCAAGUCAUGUUUUCAAUUCUCGAUAUUUUAGAUAUUUCAAGUAACGAGUUGCAUGUAAAAUUUCAUACAUAUAUACAUAUAUAUAUAU